UCGUCAUUUUAAUGCCGUUGUAACAGAUUUGAAUCGAGGCGCGUCAGUCAAAAGUGGGACCAGUGAUAAUUCCUGUUGUAGUUUGUAUUUGUCGUGUGUUUGUUUUGAUUGUUUGUGUCACCGCGCGGAUUCACACAGCAAAACACUAUCCGCUUUCAAACUGGUUUCGUUUUCCUUCUGGGUUGAAACAGCUGCCAAAAACGACAAGUUAAAACUGUUGCGUUUGAACGAACGGCGGGGAGAAGAAGGAAGAAGACAUUUUCCUGUUUUUCAAUUUUCCCCCAAGCCUCGCUGCACGUUGACAUUCUAUCAUAGCAGAACCAACAUGGACGUCAAUCUGGACGGCCUGUUCCGCCUGAACUCCAGCUACGACUACGGGGACGACUACGUGUACACGGACGACGACCUGGAGUCCCGAAGGGGCCAGGCGGUGUGGAUCCCGCUGGUGUACUCUGUGGUUUUGGUCAUCGGCCUGCUGGGGAACGGACUGCUGCUGGCGUUUCUGGCGCAGAAGAAGCGAGCUUGGAGGACGUCGGACACCUUCGUCCUCCACCUGAGCGUCGCAGACGUCCUGCUCCUGGUGACGCUGCCCCUGUGGGCCGCCCAGGCCUCGCAGAGCUGUGGAUGGUGUGUGGGGCUCGCUCUCUGCAAGAUCAGCGGGGUUCUUUUUAAGCUCAACUUCUUCUGCGGGGUUUUCCUCCUGGCCGCCAUCUGCUUGGACCGCUACCUGUUUUGGGUCCACGCCAAGCCGCUGUUUUCCCACAAGAAGCCCAGGAUGACUCAUCUCAGCUGCGCGUGUGCCUGGGUCUUCUCCCUGCUCCUCACCCUCCCCGACUGGCUCUACCUGACGCUGGAGCCCCAUCCUUGGAAGGAGGAGUGGACCCGGUGCGUUCCCAGCUUCUACCCCGCCGACACGCGGCUGGCGUCACGCCUCCCUCAACACCUGUUCGGCGCCGCCGCCGCCGUCGUCGUCGGCUGCUCGUGUCUGCUGCCGUGGCUCCUGCGCCCGCCAAGGAGCCUCCGGAACCAGCGGGCCGCUAUCAUCACCCUCGUCCUCGCGGGCGUGUUCUCCUUCUGCUGGGUGCCGUACAACGUCGCUCUGGCGGUGGACACCUUCGGCGGCGCCAAGAAAACCUCAUCCGCCACGAAAACCUCCCUGAUGGCCACGGCGGCGUUGGGCUGCGUCCACGCCUGCCUCAGGCCGCUGCUCUACUUCGGCGUGAGCGCGAGUUUCAGGACGUGGACGCUGGCGGCGCUGAGUUGCGCAAAAGUUGAACCCGAGGGGUCGGUGUGGGGGCUGGGUGUUGGCGAGGACGCCGUGCCUGAGCGGAACCCGGAGGAGGAGGAGGAGCUAAAACAGGUGGCCAAUGGGGAGCAGCAAGAGCAGUCAAAAGUGUCCUCAUGUGACUCAUAGCUGGAUUGAUUGAGUUGAACGUGUCAACAAGGGAUGUUUGUGUCAUGCACGACGAGGAAUGGGUAUUUAUAGAAAAUGACUUAUAUUGCCACUGUUAUUUAUUUAACCGCCAUUUUUGUUACAUUUCUUUUAAUGGCUUCAUUUGAACUGUUGUAGUUGCUGCUGUGUAACAAAGAAGGUCAUUGUCAUACUCUAAUAUCCGCUACUUCGGUUUAAGAGCAGGCGAGUCAGUUUAUUCUGAACAUUUUCUGUGUUUAUAACUGGGGAUGUCCGAUAAUAUCGGGCUGCCGAUAUUAUCAGCCGAUAAAUGCUUUAAAAUGUAAUAUCGGAAAUUAUCGGUAUCGGUUUCAUAAUUAUCGGUAUCGGUUUCUAAAAGUAAAAUGUGUGACGUUUUAAAACGCCACUGUGUACACGGACGUCGGGAGAGGUACAUGCGUGCGUGCCAUCCGAGUCACAUAAUAUCUACCGGCUGUUAUCAUCACGAAUUAAUGCAAGGCAUACUUGGUCAACAGCCAUACAGGUCACACUGAGGGCGGCCGUAUAAACAACUUUAACACUGUUACAAAUAUGCGCCACACUGUGAACCCACACCAAACAAGAAUGACAAACACAUUUCGGGAGAACAUCCGCACCGUAACACAACAUAAACACAACAGAACAAAUACCCAGAAUCCCUUGCAGUGCUAACUCCUCCGGGACGCUACAAUAUAAAAAAAAAAAAGCAACAAUGAGAAAAAAAAAUAUAACAAUCAAAUAGGAAUAUAACAAGAGAAACUAGGCAGUAGUGACCACGUUAUGAAAAAGUAUUGCACUGUUUUUGUUUUGAGGCAUGUUAAAAAAAAAUAAUGCACUUUGGUGACUUCAAUAAUAAAUAUGGCAGUGCCAUGUUGGCAUUUUUUUCCAUAACUUGAGUUGAUUUAUUUUGGAAAACCUUGUUACAUUGUUUAAUGCAUCCAGCGGGGCAUCACAACAAAAUGAGGCAUAAUAAUGUGUUAAUUCCACGACUGUAUAUAUCGGUAUCGGUUGAUAUCGGAAUCGGUAAUUAAGAGUUGGACAAAAUCGGACAUCGGCAAAAAAGCCAUUAUCAGACCCCUCUAUUCAUAACUGUACUGUAGUCUAGGUCCGAAUUAAUUAAUGGCAUUUAGUGUCAGAAGCCUGCGAAAACUGUAAUUCCCAAACUUCACCACUAGGUAGAGCAGUUGUGGUAUUUUGUUUAGUCUGAUGUACAAACCCCAAACCACUGAAGUUGGCAGGUAAAAUACAAUAAUUUGCAAACCCUUUUCAACUUAUAUUCAAUUGAAUAGACUGCAAAGACAAUAUAUUUAACAAUCGAACUUAAAAAAACUCAAUUUUUUUUGCAAAUAUGAGCUCAUUUUGGAAUUUGAUGCAUGCAACAUGUUUCAAAAAAGCUGGCACGAGUGGCAAAAAAGACUGAGAAAGUUGAGGAAUGCUCAUCAAACACUUAUUUGGAGCAUCCCACAGGUGAACAGGCUAAUUGGGAACAGGUGGGUGCCAUGAUUGGGUAUAAAAGCAGCUUCCAUGAAAUGCUCAGUCGUUCACAAACAAGGACGGGGCGAGGGUCACCACUUUGUCAACAAAUGCGUGAGCAAAUCGUCGAACAGUUUAAGAACAACAUUUCUCAACCAGCUAUUGCAAGGAAUUUAGGGAUUUCACCAUUUACGGUUCGUAAUAUCAUCAAAAGGUUCAGAGAAUCUGGAGAAAUCACUGCACGUUAGCGAUGAUAUUACAAACCUUCGAUCCCUCAGGCUGUACUGCAUCAAAAAGCGACAUCAGUGUGUAAAGGAUAUUACCACAUGGGCUCAGGUACACUUCGGAAAACCGCUGACAGUAACUACAGUUUGUCGCUACAUCUGUAAGUGCAAGUUAAAACUCUACUGUGCAAAGCGAAAGCCAUUUAUCAACAACACCCAGAAACGCCGCCGGCUUCGAUGGGCCCGCGCUCAUCUAAGAUGGACUGAUACA
Messenger RNA from Entelurus aequoreus (snake pipefish), 3397 nucleotides. Its product is annotated as C-X-C chemokine receptor type 3-like. The transcript is spliced from 3 exons. NCBI's taxonomy places the organism in Eukaryota, Metazoa, Chordata, Actinopteri, Syngnathiformes, Syngnathidae. Gene Ontology annotation, cellular component: membrane. The record is from RefSeq and is a predicted model, not a curated record. Bases 326 to 1414 code for a protein of 362 amino acids. Gene Ontology annotation, molecular function: G protein-coupled receptor activity. Gene Ontology annotation, biological process: G protein-coupled receptor signaling pathway; immune response.